AGAUGGGAAGCACAAAGCUUCCUUUCUUUGUGCUUGAACAGUGACCUCUGCAGUGUGUUAAUAUUCGUGUAUAAAGUACUAAAAUCCGUAUCACACCGAACUAAAUCCAGAAGCGACAAUUUUUGUCUGAAUUACAUGCCAGAUUAGGAUAUCUUGACUGCUGCUGCUGCUCCGACUUAAUUUUAAAAUUGCGACAGAGGAAGAUGGAAGCGGCAGCGCUGCUGAGCGAAGACGCCGCCGGAGGCGAUUCCAACUCACGCAAGCUCAACCGGAGAGGCGCCUUCAACCGUCGCUCUGAUGCUAUUGUGUACGGCUCCUCUUAUCAGAUGGCCGCUGCUCUCGUUGAUCUUGCUGAAGAUGGAGUUGGUAUACCUGAGGAGAUCCUUGAGCAAUCAAAAUUUUCAACUGCUGCAAAACUAUACUUCACUUUUACAAAAUUUGAUCUGUUGUGGUCCGUAAACUAUUUUGCUUUAAUCGUCCUGAACUUUCUUGAGAAACCUUUGUGGUGCUCCAAGCAGUCAUUGCAUUCUUGUACAGUUGUACUGAUAGAGAAUUCUACUUUCUAGGGCAGCUUGUGUACUUGACAAGAACUGAGGCUCUAGUAUAUGAGGUUUUUACUCUUGUAGUGCUCAUGACUCAUACUUUGUAUCCAAUGUCAUAUGAAGGCAUCCAGAUCUACUGGAUAAGUGUCACCAAUAGGCUGAAGGUCACAUUGUUGUUAGUUUUAACUGCGGACCUGUUGGCAUAUGUUUUGGCUUCAGCGGGACUAUAUUAUCUUCCAUUCAGGGCUGCACCAUAUCUACGUGUUGCCUUUUUCGUUUUGAAUAUCAGGGAGUUGAGGGAAAGCAUCUACAUCCUUGCUGGAAUGUCUCGUACCUAUCUUAAUGUCAUGAUUCUCUCACUUCUAUUUCUUCUGUUCUCUAGCUGGUUAGGAUAUGUUAUCUUUGAGGACACCCUACAGGGGAAGACCAUAUUUACUUCAUAUGGCACAACAUUGUAUCAAAUGUUUAUUUUAUUUACCACUUCUAACAACCCAGAUGCAUGGAUUGCAGCAUACAAGGACUCACGAUGGUAUUGUCUGUUUUUUGUUCUAUAUGUGCUAUUGGGUGUGUACUUUGUCACCAACUUGAUCCUUGCCGUUGUAUACGAUUCUUUCAAGAGUGAGCUUGUGAAACAAGUUGCUGAGAAGGAUCGCCUGAGGCUAAGGAUAUUGAAGAAAGCAUUUAGUUUGAUUGAUAAAUAUAACUCUGGUUUUCUCAACAAAGAACAAUGCAUCUGUCUAUUUGAGGAACUGAACAAUUACAGGACACUGCCAAAUAUAUCAAGAGAGGAUUUUGAGCUAAUAUUUGAUGAGCUAGAUGAUACUCGUGACUUCAAGAUUGAUUUGAGUGAAUUUGCUGAUCUAACCAACGCUAUCGCACUAAAGUUUCAGAAGGGAGAUUCUGUGAGUUGGAUUUUCUGAUUCAACUGAGGCUAAAAGAGUAUAGGAAAUUCCUUUUAUGUGUUAAUCUCUACAAAACUCCACCUUUCAUUCUUUGCUACAGUCACCAUGUUUUGAAAGGUUUCCAAUCUACCAUUCACCAACAUCAGAGAAGUUAAGGGAAUUUGUUAGAAGUUCAAAGUUUGAAUACGUAAUAGUGUUGAUUCUUGUCAUCAAUUUUGUUGCUGUUGUAAUUGAGACCACGCUUGAUAUAGAGGAUAGUUUGGUUCAAACCUCUUGGCAGACGAUAGAGUUCGUUUUUGGGUGGCUGUAUGUGGCUGAGAUGGCAUUAAAAAUAUACACGUACGGAUUUGAAAAUUAUUGGAGGAAUGGCCAAAAUCGCUUUGAUUUUAUUAUCACAUGGGUGAUAGUUAUAGGAGAAACUGCUACUUUUGCUGCUCCAAAUGGGCUAACCUUUCUAUCAAAUGGAGAAUGGAUCCGAUAUCUUCUUAUUGCAAGGUUGCUGCGAUUAAUAAGGCUCUUGUUGCUAGUUCGAAGUUAUCGUGCCUUCAUUGCCACAUUUUUGACUCUCAUACCAAGCAUUAUGCCAUAUUUGGGGACAGUAUUCUGUAUUUUAUGCAUUUAUUGCUCUCUUGGUUUGCAGAUCUUUGGAGGGAUUGUGAAUGUUGGGAAUCCCAAAUUGAAUGAAACUGAUCUAGCUGAUAAUGACUAUUUGCUUUUCAACUUUAACGACUACCCAAAUGGAAUGGCCACACUUUUCAAUUUAUUGGUGAUGGGAAACUGGCACCUUUGGAUGCAGAGCUACAAGGAUUUGACAGGGACUUGGUGGAGUUGCGCCUACUUCAUAAGCUUUUAUGUUAUAUCUGUAUUGUGGCUACUGAAUUUAAUUGUAGCAUUCGUGUUGGAGGUUUUCCAAGCUGAGAUGGAGCUUGAGACUUCAGCAAUGGAUGAGGAUGCAAAGGUGGCAGGAACUGGAAAGUCCCGACCACGCACUGUUGGUGCAAAAACACGGAGCCAGCGAGUGGACGUGUUACUGCAUCAUAUGCUGAGCUCUGAGCUGCCACCACAACCACAGGGCUCCAGCUCCAUGUGAUUGUCUCCACACUACUUCAUGGCAGCUGUGGAGGUAACGCAGCUAUUGUUUAUGCUGAUUGUGCAUAGUCGGGGAGUUCAAAUGCAAUGCUGUGAAUGAUUUUGCCAGUACACAUCUCAUUAUCUUAAACAAAGAUCGUGUCUUUUUCCUCUUCUCAUGUAAAUUUACUUGACUAAGAGAAAUGACUUGGCCAAGUGACCAGAUUACGGGUCAAUUCGUACAUGACGGUACAUAUUAUUACGUAAAAAGUAACUAUUUUCAUAAUAGUCAAUUAAUGGAGAUACUAUCUACUCCCUCCGUCCCGCUAAGAUUGUCCCAGACAUUAUUCAUUUGGUCAACAGAAAUCACUCUUAAUCUUUUACUUUAUAUAUCAAAUUUUUAUGAAAUUUGAUUUUGGUUUUUGCGACUUUGUAAAGCUUUUAAUGUAGUUUCUGAAUAUGUAAAUUUUUUCUUUCUAAUAAAAAUUUGAGUGCGAACAGGACUCUUUUUGCUUUAUGGUCGGUCAAGCAUCGUAAACCGAAUUGUACCAAACAUAGUGGGACGGAGGUAGUACUUAACAAGCAUUUUGAAC
This is a messenger RNA of Cuscuta epithymum, 3105 nucleotides long. The record is from the annotation of a GenBank genome assembly. Lineage: Eukaryota; Viridiplantae; Streptophyta; Magnoliopsida; Solanales; Convolvulaceae.